Messenger RNA from Macrosiphum euphorbiae (potato aphid), 462 nucleotides. NCBI's taxonomy places the organism in Eukaryota, Metazoa, Arthropoda, Insecta, Hemiptera, Aphididae. The record is from the annotation of a GenBank genome assembly.
AUGACGGACGACUCCACAGUCCACGACGGUUAUGUACGUAGUACAAGUAGUACAACACUACAACAUUUUACUAACACGCUACACGCUACUCUCACAUUUAAUAUGAGUAAAAAAUUGUUUGGCAUUUUUAAUAAAAUAAAUAAUAAAACUAAUGAAACACCAAUUGAAGAUUCUGUCGUUCAUAAAAACGAAAAACUGGGUGAUGACUGCAGUAUUACAUUCAAUGUUAAUUUAUCUGUUACCGAUAAUGAAACAAAAAGAAAUACUUCAAAUUUUGAACUUGACAAUCUCGAUUUGGGUACUAUUAUUUCAGGACCAGUUCAACCCAUAUUAAAGAAAUAUCCUACUACAAAAUUUGGUGACCAGAAUCGAGCGUUUUCUGCAAGCUACUUUGCAAAAUUUGAUUGGUUGGAGUACAGUAUAAUUAAUGAUAAAUUAAUGCUUUGUUUGCCGCAACUUUAG